AUGGCGUCGGAAAUGAGUCGAGCUAAUAAUUACUGUUGCGAGUGCGUCGCAUCACAAGGUCGGUGCAGUGCUGAUACGUGUCCAUGUGUAGCUGCCAGAAAGACCUGUGAUGAGCACUGCGAAAGUACUAGAUAUCGGGGAGACUGUCUCAAUCAAGCAAUCUGCAAGUGUUCCUGUGAAGUGGACCCUGCUAAACCGGCAAAGAAUGCGUGCUCCAAAUCAGAACGAUGUGAUUGUCUUCGGAUAAAAGAGGGCUGCAGCAAGUUGUGUGCUUGCAAACAAAUCUGCAAAAAUAAGGAAGCACCAAAGAAACUCGCGAAAGUCGCCAAGCCAACAACUGGUUGUCAAUGUGCCAAGGGAAAGAAACAGUGUGUAAAGAAGGAAUGCGCUUGUCGAACAGUCUAUGGUUUCUGUUCGGCCAACUGCAAAUGUGGAGGUGAUUGUACCAAUGGAGCAUCCAAAUUCUCAGUUCCAAAGCAUGUUCAAAACUGUUUCUUGGAACAUAAACACGAGUCAUCUGGAUUGAUUGUGACAUUGAUAGGAGAGGAUUAUGUCUACCGAGGAGACUUUUAUCAUGAAUCCAAAGGAGAACCACAUGUAGAGGAACAACUGGUUGCUGCGAUCUACGAUUUAAUCUCCAAGUACACUGUCGAUCUCCACGAAAUUCAAAUUUUUGUCUCAAAAUCUCCAUGCUUCCAUCAGGAUUGCGAGCCGAAAUGUGAGGUUGUUGAUGAAUGCAAGAGCAACAAAGCUUGUGCAAAACUUCUCGGAUUGCUUCUGAGCAAAGUUAGAAAAGAAAUCAAGAAGGUUGAUGUGAAGAUGACUGUCAAAUUCUUGUAUCCACACCUCAACAGAGGAGAUCUCUACACGAAACAGGGAAUUCUGUGCAUGCUUCAAGCCGGAAUAAAAGUGGAGCCACUUCUCAUGAAAGAUUGGUGCGCGAUCAUGGACUGGAGUCCACAUGUGGAUCACAAGGGAGAUUAUUUGCAGUUGUGGAACAAUCAUCACCUUGAUAAGGCGGUUGCUCAAUCCCAGCUAUUCAUCAACGAGUGCCGCCGUGCUCUUGGUCUCUCCAUGAAGUUCUGGGUUGCUGAGAUUCAUGAAAUCGUCAAGGACACAAUUCUUCACUUCUCGGAUCUUCGUACCAAAUGUGGUGAUCUCAACGACGCUCUAAAGCAACUCGAUCUCACUGCCACUCCACACAAGAUUCGAUCUACACCAUCCAAGCGUCGAAGCUUCAUUGAUCUCCAUGAACUGAGGGAUAAACUUCUGAGAUCCUCGUCGUCGGAUGGUGGAAAGAAGGCCGGGUCCCAUGUGUCAGUAGCCAGCGAGGAUGCUCAAGCCCAAGCAAUGGUUGCUUCUUUCUGUGGACGAUCGUUCGAUGACUGCGAAACCGAUGAAAUCGCUCAACGCAUUCGUCGUGCCACUGCUAACAUCAAUCUGGAAAUCGAAACUCUCAUGGAGUUCCUCAAUCACAAAGGAGCUCUUUCAUAA
Messenger RNA from Caenorhabditis briggsae, 1494 nucleotides. The record is from RefSeq and is a predicted model, not a curated record. The coding region runs from base 1 to 1494 and encodes 497 amino acids. The transcript is spliced from 6 exons. Gene Ontology annotation, molecular function: zinc ion binding; hydrolase activity, acting on carbon-nitrogen (but not peptide) bonds, in cyclic amidines. Lineage: Eukaryota; Metazoa; Nematoda; Chromadorea; Rhabditida; Rhabditidae.